GUGAAACCUCCUCAAACACAAAAAAAAAAAAAUAUUGGCAUUUACACUCGUACAGUAAAAAUAUAUCUGAUUUUGUUAUAAAUUCGCCUUUUGAAAAAUGGCUGACUGAUACUGCUCGACUGUAUUCGUAGUUAUAUAUUUUUAACUCGAGUCUAACUAACACUUAACACAAGUGAGACACAGCUGUUACUUAUAAAGUAUUUAUUUCAUUUAGAAGAAAAACCUAGCUGUCUUUGAAGAACAAUAAGACAAACUUCAAGUUUUGUGCGCUUGGUAAAAACAAGUCAUUAUUGUGUUUACCAAUAUUAUCAAUUAUAAUUCCUCUAUAACUUUUCUAAGAGAAAAGAAAGACAAAAAAAAAAAACUAGGUACCUAUUGUGUGCUACUUUCUUAAUAAUAUAACGAUCUAUUCCCGCGAAAUGCCGCAUAUAUAAUGUGUAUGUGAGUGAGGCAAUGUAUUUUGUUGUUUUUUUUUUUUUGCUACAUAGCUACUUCAAAAAUUCAAUACAAAAAAGACAAACAUCUUUUUUUCCUUUAAAUUUUGUAUAUCAUAAUAAUUCAUCAUCAGUUUUCAAGAGUUGAAAAAUAUAACCCCAGGAAAUAUCAAUUAAUAUACAAGAGAGUUCCCAUUAUUUAUGGUUGGGUAUAUAAGAAACCCAUAGGGUUGCAAAAAAAGGAAGGAACAACAAAAAAAAACUGCUAGCUUUGAAAGAGCAGCAACACACCAACAAAAAAAAAAGAAAAGUAACAACAAUAAUCCAGCAUAAACAACAACAAAAUAAGAGAGUGUUCAUACAGUGGAAAAGAGAAAACACUAUAAAUAUAAUAUUUUUUGUGUGAGAAGGUGGAGAAAAAACAUAACUAUCCAUAUAUAUCUGUCUCUUAAGCUGUGUUUGUAUAUUCUUCAUUCAAACACACACACACACACACACAUACUUAAAAUUUAAGUCGAUGGUGAAUAAUUUCGUUGUAAAUUGAGUAAAUAUAAAACACACAGUGUGUGUUAUUGAGCAGUUGUGGAAGAGGAGAUACAAAAAAAAAAGGGAAGAAAAAAGACACCAAACACCAACCGUUGUGUUUUUUGUUGUAUUAUUUUCUUAUUUAAUUUUGUGUUGGCUGAAAGAACAAGCAUUUAUUAUAUGCCUCUACAAAGUUAAAGAAAAAAACUUCAAUUUAAUAGAAAAUCGACAAUAAAAUAAAAAAAAAAAGAAAUAAUUAAAUACAGCGUACAAUUUGAUAAAAAAUAAAAUUUAAACAAAAAAUUAUAAUCAUCUCAACAACAAAAUGACGUCUGGCAAGGAUACUGCGUCGUUUUUCGCACAUGGUAACACAAAACAAUUUGAGUUUUGUUAUAAAUUAUAUCCACAAGUCCUUAAACUUAAGGCUGAAAAACGCAACAAAAAGCCGGAAGAACUUAUUCGACUUGAUCAUUGGUACCAAAAUGAACUCCCAAAAACAAUCAAGCAACGGGGGAAAGACGCACAUAUGGUACAUGAAGAACUUGUUCAAACAAUGAAAUGGAAGCAAUCGCGUGGAAAAUUCUAUCCACAACUUUCUUAUUUGGUCAAAGUUAACACGCCGCGUGCAGUUAUGCAAGAGACUAAAAAGGCAUUUAGAAAACUACCAAACCUAGAGCAAGCUAUAACAGCUUUAUCAAAUUUAAAAGGUGUUGGCACUACAAUGGCAUCGGCAUUAUUAGCAGCUGCUGCACCAGAUAGUGCGCCAUUUAUGGCUGAUGAGUGCCUUAUGGCAAUUCCAGAAAUCGAAGGUAUCGAUUAUACAACAAAGGAAUACCUUAAUUUUGUACAACACAUUCAGACGACGGUGCAGCGAUUAAAUUCAGAAAGAGAUAGUAACUCGUCAUGGUCCCCGCAUAGAGUUGAAUUAGCAUUGUGGGCACAUUAUGUUGCAUCUGAUUUAGAUCCAAAUUUACUCGAAGAAAUGCCAGAUGGCACAAAUUUGGCUAAGGUCCUGGCAUUAAAUGGCACCACGUCCACAGUCACAUCAACAACAACAGACAAUGAAGCCGAUGAGAACUCAGUAUCAAAUGAUUCCGUUUCACAGGAACGUAUCGAUAACACAACACAGACGACAACCAAUACAGAUGAUGGUACAACACCACCGUCAAAUCAAUUUGAACCAUCUGAUGAGAGCAAUUUGGAACCUCCAUCGGCACCAGCAAAUGGAAAAAAUAAUGGAAAUGGUGUUAUUGAUAGUUUGGAUGAAAGCAGUUCCAGAUCAGAAGACAGCAUGGAAAAACCAAUUACACCUAUGGUAGCAAAUGAUGAGACAAAUGACAGUGAUACAACACUGAGCAGUGGCAAAAGAUCUCUACACUGUGAAAGCUCGGAAGACCAGAACAGUCAGCCCGAGAUUAAAAAGAUAAGAAGUGAUUAAAAUUUGCAUUAAAUUAAAACAAAGUAAUAAUAAUAAAAGAAAAAAAAAACAGAAAAAAAACAAUAAAAAUACAAUAAAAUUCAUGAUCAUAUGAGAAUGAGAGUGCUGAGUGCACAUAUACACACGUCUUUCAUCACCAAGCAAAUAAAACAAAUUAGAAUUAGAGAGAAAAAAAAAGAAAAAACCAAUUAUAUAUAUAAUUAUAAACUACUGAUACCACACUGCAGCGAAAUAACGUCUACUUUCGUUCUUUUUCUUAAUUUAAUUUAAAUGUUUUCGUUUGGAAAAAAUGUGAAAAUGUGAAAAAAAAAAUGUAUUUUCCAUCUUUUUAAUUCCAUAUUAAUUAAACAAAAAUACAUAUAUUUUUUAGUACGUAAUCGAAAAAGAAAUACGAAAAAAAAUUUUAUUAUACUUCACAAGAAGGAAGAAAAAGGAAAAAAAUAUUCCACAAAAAAAAAAAAAAAAAAAUCAAAA
Messenger RNA from Episyrphus balteatus (marmalade hoverfly), 2871 nucleotides. RefSeq lists its product as uncharacterized. The transcript has 7 exons. Bases 1285 to 2397 code for a protein of 370 amino acids. The record is from RefSeq and is a predicted model, not a curated record. NCBI's taxonomy places the organism in Eukaryota, Metazoa, Arthropoda, Insecta, Diptera, Syrphidae.